Aspergillus oryzae RIB40 is the source of this 882-nucleotide messenger RNA. Its product is annotated as DUF3431 domain-containing protein. The record is from RefSeq and is a predicted model, not a curated record. Lineage: Eukaryota; Fungi; Ascomycota; Eurotiomycetes; Eurotiales; Aspergillaceae. The coding region runs from base 1 to 882 and encodes 293 amino acids. The transcript has 4 exons.
AUGGAAUCGGAUGUGAUCUCCCCUCAGAACUAUGAGACCACCCCGAUUAUCGUCCCCAACGACCGAGCGCUGGUGAUGGCCAAGUUGGCUUCGGAGGAUACGUCAUGGGUUGCGAAUGAUUUAAAUGAAUGGCGGAAUGUGAUCUACACGGUUGAUGAUUUGAGCGCUACGCGGCAUACCCCCAUCAAUAAGGGACGCGAAAGCCUGGCCUACCUCCAGUACAUCAUUGAACACUACCACGACCUCCCAUCGCUCAUCGUGUUCAUCCACAGCCAUAAAGACGGCUGGCCGGCUGCUUGGCACACCGAUAACAUGGAGUACAGCAACGUCGUGGCGAUCCGCAACCUUCAAGCCGACUUCGUUCAGCAAAAUGGCUACGCCAAUCUCCGAUGCCAGGAAACACCUGGCUGCCCUGAAGAGCUCAGGCCCUUACGGAACCCUCCGCGCCCCGGACAAACGACCGAGGCGGCCUACGCGCAGGCCUGGAAAGAGCUGUUCAACAACACCGAAGUUCCCGAAGUCAUUGGUGCGCCGUGCUGCUCGCAAUUCGCCGUGUCACGCGACCAGGUCUUGAAGCGUUCUUUCGAAGAAUAUAUGCAGUAUUAUAAUUGGGUUUUGACCAACGACUUGCCAGACGAUGUCACCUCGCGGGUGAUGGAGUAUUCUUGGCAUAUCAUUUUCGGGAAGGAUCCGGUGUACUGCCCCGAUUCAUUGCAGUGCUAUGCGGAUGUCUAUGGGAACCCAAGCCUUCUGCCAGAGCACUUGCGUACUGGGCGGUGUGUUCUGCCUGUACGCGGAGGCGCUCCUUGGUUUCUUCGAGGGUUUGGGGGUAGUCUAGGGGGUCAUAUUUGUCGGAGUGGAUACUAUCGACAUUGGCGUUAG